AUGGCUUUUGAGCAGUCGCGCAGAUCCGGAGCAAUGGCCCAGGAGGAGGUGGAGCCUUACAUGAAAAAGGAAGACUUAACACAGAAGCAUGCUAAUCCCGCAGAGUACGAGCAAGAGCAGGCGCUGACGCAGAAGGGACAGGAGGUCACGGCGGCGCAAGGCAAGGAAGAUCUUCCGGCAACGCACGAAGACGGGCUGAAGCGCGGCGAGGAAGCCCUCUCGAGCGCUGAGGAGUCCGCAUCCGGCGGCGGUUUUUUCGCACCGCUGAAGAACCUCGCGUCGCGUUUCAUGGGCCACGCGGCUCCAGAAACCGAGGGAGCUUUCCAGACCGGGUUGGACAUUCCGAUUAACACACAGGAUGAACCCGCCGCUGGUGACGUGUCAGCUGACAGUCAGGCUACACGUGGCGGCCAGGUGGACACGGCGGAGCGCGGGUUGAACAUCGGAUCGGGUAGGGAGGAAGCCGUUGGGGUGUCGCCGCAGCAGGAGAGGGAGCGAAGCGCAGAGAUGGCGAAGGAGAGUGCUAAGGAGGAAGCUCGUAAGGCGACUGAAGAGGCGAAGGAGCACGCUGCGAGUGGAUGGGACGCAAAACGUGGCGUCGCGGAAACUUCGGAGUCGAUCAAGCAGACGGCGAAGGAAGCUUCCGAGGCGUUCAAGCAACCAGCGGCGCGGGAUUCAAGUGAAGAUGUGAAGAUGAAAGCCGGCGAGGGUGCGGCUGCGUCCGCGCAACGCGCUGCGCCAGAGGAGAUGCAGAAGGCGGCGGAAGGAGCAGCGGUGGCGGAGAGGAAAGCGGAGGAUGCGCGCGCAGGCUUGGCGGGGGGGAUAGAGGAGACGGAAGGGAAGGCGGUCCAGGCGCGAGAGGAGGCGGAAAAGCAGGCGGAGGAAAGCGCACAGGGAAUGAAGGAGAUUGCGCAAGAGGCGCAGGCGGAGGCGCAGGCGGCGGGGGAGAAGGCGCAAGGGUCGCUGGAGGAGAUGGCGGAGCGCGCGCGCGGGGUGAUGGAGCGCACGCUGGAAAGCAUCCAGGAGACCGUCGAGGCCGCGCGUGAGCGGUCCGCGCAGGCGGGGGAAACGGCGGAGCAGGCGGGCGAGUCGGCGAGGGAGGUGGGGCGGGAGGCGUACGAGAAGGGGAAGGGAUUCGCGGCGGAGACCAAGGACGCGGCUGUGAUCCCCGUCGCUGUCGCCAUCCCUAUUCCAUUGCCGCUCCGUUUCAGAGUCUCUGCGGCUGCGGAGCGCACAUCGGAGGGCAUUGAGUCCGCGCAGGAGGGCGCGAAGGGCGCAUACGCGCGCACAGCUGAAAACAUCUCCGCGUCCGCCGCUGGCGUGCGCGACACUGGCGCAGCCGCGACGGGCACUGUUGCCGGCGCGAUGGGGCAGAUGUUUCAGUCGUUCGCGGAGGUGCUAGGCGUUGCAGGAAAGCACGCCCCUGCGGAUGUGCCACGAGUGGAAGUGCCACGAGUGGAAGUGCCACGAGUGGAAGUGCCACCAAUGGAGUCGUCACCCGCGGAAGCGCCAGCGGCGCAGGGUUUGCUUGCUGCGGACGUGAAGGGUGGUGGAGAGCGUGGUACGAGUGGUGAGAGUGGGAUUGUCAGUGGUUCGCAUGGUGCUGCUGGUAUUGGUGAGGAAUCUGGUGCUGGGCAUGCGGGAAUCUCCCAUGAUGGGACGGCGGCCACUGAGACAGCAGCAGGUAGAUCCGCAGUGAAAUCCCCUUCAUCAGAUGAACGAGAGCAGGCUAAGGUGAGGCGGCAGAGUGUGAAGCAUGCUGGACUGCUAGAAUCAGUUGCAACGGCUGCUGAGCAUGUGAAGGAUGCUAUGGUGGGGAGGAGUGUGGGAGGAGGGGAGGAGGAUGUGGAGAGUGCCAAGAUGGCUGAUCCUGAGCUGGGAAGGCUGGUGAAGGAGGCAAAGCAAAAGGAGCAGUAG
Closterium sp. Naga37s-1 is the source of this 1917-nucleotide messenger RNA. Lineage: Eukaryota; Viridiplantae; Streptophyta; Zygnematophyceae; Desmidiales; Closteriaceae. The record is from the annotation of a GenBank genome assembly.